AUGCCAAAGCUAAACAUUAUAGUAGCUGCCUGCAAUAACAAUGGUAUAGGCAUUGAAGGUCGUUUACCAUGGCGUUUAAAAAGCGACAUGUCAUUUUUUAAACAGAUAACUUUAAGAACACAAGAUGCUGAAAAAAAGAAUGCAGUUAUCAUGGGAAAAAAUACCUGGUUGUCCAUUCCCUCUAAAUUUCGCCCUCUUGUUGGAAGGAUCAAUGUAGUGCUUAGUACCCAGAUGACAGAUGCCCCUGAAGGAACUCAACUGGCAAAAUGUUUGAACCAGGCUGUGUCAUUGCUUGAAUCUCUUAAUAUGGCAGGUUUUAUUGAGCCAAAGAAAUAG
Molecule: messenger RNA, 336 nt
Organism: Physella acuta
Lineage: Eukaryota; Metazoa; Mollusca; Gastropoda; Physidae
Product: dihydrofolate reductase-like
Biological process (GO): tetrahydrofolate biosynthetic process; dihydrofolate metabolic process; folic acid metabolic process
Cellular component (GO): mitochondrion
Molecular function (GO): dihydrofolate reductase activity; NADP binding
Source: RefSeq, a predicted model, not a curated record